CCUAGAAGGAAGGAAAGCCAAGGAAGGAAGGAAGGAAGGAGGGAGGGAGGGGAGGAUUGUGAAACAGGCUUUUCAGGAUAAUAUACUGCUUCGAGAUCGCGACGCGAGGUGUAAACAAACAAAGACUUUGUUUUUGCAGGGGGAAAUGUCAUUAGAUUUGAUUUGUUUUUAUACGAUUGCGCAAGGACAUCGACGGGAAACACGGUUGUAAGAUGCUUCAGCUUGGCAGCCUGUUGACCCAGUUACACAUCAGCGGCUGCAAGACUCCGCAGAGUUCAAGAGGUCACCAAGUGCCGCAAACGCAAAGUGACUUCCUUCAACAUGUCAGGAAACUCACCGGGCUGAGGAAAGAGAACAUCUACUGCAAUCUGCGGAUCCCCGACAACUAUCAAGUUGUCAAAGAUGACAUUGACAUCGUGAUUGUCACAAGCCAAGGGAUCUUCUGCAUCGACGUAAAACCCUGGCGAGGUCUGGUGUCCGCUCACGACCAAAAGUGGCACGUUCAAGUCAAAGAAAAGGAUCACGACUUUAGCAACACCUGCAUCGAACAGUUCGAGGACCCACUCAAGGCCAUCACGGUCAAGACGACUCACUUAUGCGGCCAUUUGAGGCAGAGCGGCGUACCCGUGCACCAGAGCCUCUUCUUCCCCAGGGUGGUCUUCCCUUCGCUCGAGUGCGAGCUGGCCGAGGGGCUCCGAGAGCGGCGGGAGCUGGUUUUCCACGACCAAGUGGACCGCUUCCUCAGAUCCUUCAGGGAGGACUAUGUGGCCUGGAUGUUGGAUGCGCUGACGCCUUCCUGGCUUUCUGGUCAUCUGUCGUACGGGCAGAUGGCAUUGACGCAGGAGGUCCUGAGGCGCUCGGGGACGUGGGACCUGAUGCGGCUUUGCAACGGCGAACAGCUCCGAGGCGACUUCAAGGGGUGUGGCUACAUCGCGCUGGACCGCAGCGAGACCGACACGCUGGAGUUCUCCACGCUCAAGACAAUGUGGGCUCUGCUGGGACGCACUCCUCAGGUGGCUGUCAAAAUGUACAAGCGCGGCUCCAACGGAUGGUUGGGAAAGACGCUGUGCGCCACCGCCAACGUACCCUCUGAUACCUUGGUGGUCUUCCAGGUCAGCGGCGACAAGGUCGACACCAAGUUCCCAGCCAGCGCCAUCCACAGCAUCACGCUCAGCAUUUGAGUCAGAAUGUGAAUUUUUUAUAGUCCUUGAGUGUCUUUUAAUUAGUCCGAUUUAUUUACUACAAAUAAGCUAUUUUUGUUCCAUCCUUGAAAAAUGCUAUACAAAUCUAAGUGAUGAUUAUUCACUACCGCUGCAUAAGAUACUGUAUGCAUACAUAUGCUAACCCAUUUAGCAAUACGUGAAAUUUAUAAAAAAUUUAAACCACAACACGUGUGUUACGAACCAUCUUUCCACUAAUUGUUAAAAAAAAAAAAUCAUGAGCUGUCACCACUCACGAUAUUGUACUCAUGCCGUUCCUCAGGGAUACGACGACGCUGAUUGUUAGUAUCUGUGAAAAUAACAGGAAUUAGUCUUUUGUACACUCUUUGCCUUAAGAUGAUUAUACAACAUCUUAAAUGUAGCGUUAAAUUAUUUUGUUGACUUACCUCAGAGCGAGCAUUUUCUACCCCAAACAGCACUUGCUUUCUUUACAUAGUUUUCCAUGUGGUGGGUGCAUGCAAGUGUUUACAUUUGUGGAGUCUGAAUAAAUGAAUUUUAAUCACCA
This is a messenger RNA of Syngnathus acus (greater pipefish), 1725 nucleotides long. RefSeq lists its product as uncharacterized. The transcript has 7 exons. The record is from RefSeq and is a predicted model, not a curated record. The coding region runs from base 213 to 1181 and encodes 322 amino acids. Lineage: Eukaryota; Metazoa; Chordata; Actinopteri; Syngnathiformes; Syngnathidae.